AUGAGUUUCUCUAAUGAACGAAUGCGUGAAAUUGAACGGCAUAAUCAGAUUUUAUUGCGUAAAAUCCUCAACAUUUUUCAGACAACUUCCCAGACAAAUCUACGACUCACAACAUCGGCUGUUAAUCGUAAAAAACAACAACGGCAAAUUGAUUUGGAUAAUCAGGUAUUAAAACGUAAACUAGAGGCUAUAGCUCUACGACGAAAACCGCUGAUAACAUAAG
Messenger RNA from Musca vetustissima, 223 nucleotides. Its product is annotated as protein hemingway-like. Gene Ontology annotation, biological process: spermatogenesis. The coding region runs from base 1 to 222 and encodes 73 amino acids. Lineage: Eukaryota; Metazoa; Arthropoda; Insecta; Diptera; Muscidae. The transcript is spliced from 2 exons. The record is from RefSeq and is a predicted model, not a curated record.